AUGGGAGCUCACGUAAUGAAUUAUAUGUUUUAUAAAUAUGGUCGUUUGUUGAAUGGAUUUUAUUCUGAACAAGUUCCAUUUGAUUUGUUACAAAGAUUUGGAAAAAAAGGAAUUGAAACUGAAAUGAAAAACACUACAGAAACAGAUGUAUUUUGCACCAGUAUAUUUCAUGUGCUUUUCUAUGUCCUCCCUCCAUGCUAUGCACUCAUCAUGAUCUUUGGGGUCAUAAGCAAUGUUUUAGUAAUUAAUUUCAACUUAAAGACUUCUCAAAAGAAGAAUUCCUUUAAAGUCUACAUCAUAAACCUCGCAAUAACUGACUUGAUGUUUUCAAGCACAGGCAUGUUCUGGAGUGUUACAUUCAUGAUGCAUGGCAAGUGGGUAUUUGGAGGCUUUAGCUGUGGCUUUGUUUCUUACCUAUUUUAUAUUACCAUGUAUAGUAGCAUUUUAUUUAUAACAGCCAUGAGUCUUGAUCGAUGUCUGGCAGUAGUAUGUCCUCUGAAAUGGUUAAAAGUUCGAAGUAUGCGUGCUGUUCUUUGUAUUUCCUGCCUAAUCUGGUUGAUGGCUCUAACGGUGACUUUUGCUACUGUUACACCAUUUCACAGAACACUGUUUCAUGAUCCUACAGUUGGCAAUAUUACACUUUGUGGAAUAAAACACCCAGAAAUGAGCUUUGAGAACUGGGGUUACCUGCAAGGAGUGACUAUAAAUGUGAUCUGGUUUGGGCUGUCUUUUGUGUCUAUAGCUGUUGCUUAUUUUGAAAUCUUUAAGACACUUCAAAAGAUGCCACCACUGAGAAAAACAAGAUACAAAAAAGAUGAGCUGUUGAGGCUUGUUGUUAUCAUACCAGUUGCCUUCUUCAUCUGUUGGUUCCCUUAUAAUACAGUUCUUUUCAUAGGAACUCUGGUCUACAAUAGUACUACAAGCAAUUGCUUUACAAAACGCCUCAUAAAUAGUCUGGAUGAACUCACAAUCUGUUUUGCCAUUGGAAACAGUUUGGUAAACCCUUUUCUCUAUUGCCUUCUUACCAAAGACACAAAACAAGAACUGAGGAGAAUCAUGUGUUUUAAACGGCAGAACCGUGUCCAUUCUGAAAUACACAUUCAGCUAAAGUAA
Messenger RNA from Protopterus annectens (West African lungfish), 1113 nucleotides. Its product is annotated as type-1 angiotensin II receptor-like. Gene Ontology annotation, biological process: G protein-coupled receptor signaling pathway; immune response. Gene Ontology annotation, cellular component: membrane. Gene Ontology annotation, molecular function: G protein-coupled receptor activity. The transcript has 2 exons. The record is from RefSeq and is a predicted model, not a curated record. Lineage: Eukaryota; Metazoa; Chordata; Ceratodontiformes; Protopteridae. The coding region runs from base 1 to 1113 and encodes 370 amino acids.